AUGGUUUUUGAUACCGAUAAAUUCAUAUCCUGUAUUCAAAGUAACCCGUCUAUUUGGGAAAUGGGUAGUAAAGAAUACAUGGAUAAGUUCAUCAAACAAAAAAGUUGGCUAAAUAUCGGGGAAACCAUGUAUCCAGAUUGGACAGAACAGCCUGAAUCUGAAAAAGAAAAUAAAGGUAAGCAGAAUAGUAUCAUGUUAUAUUUUACAUUUUUACCAUAG
Molecule: messenger RNA, 219 nt
Organism: Macrosiphum euphorbiae (potato aphid)
Lineage: Eukaryota; Metazoa; Arthropoda; Insecta; Hemiptera; Aphididae
Source: the annotation of a GenBank genome assembly